AUGAACUCUCAAUCCGACACCCAAAGAUCGUUAGAGCCCAUAAAAUUCAGACAAGAUGUACAGUCUUCCUCGAGCUCGGCGGCGCAUUGGUCCAACUUUGGCACUGCCCAAUUUCAAUUCUACUUCGACACGGGCUACGUCCCCUCCUCGACAUCAAAACAGGAAGAGAACAACCAGAACAGUCUCAUCUACAGAACGCUGCCUCGAGAGCUCGUUCUCGAGAUUAUGUGCCACACAACAGCGGAGGACCUCUACUUCCUGCGCCAGACAUCGCGCCUCUUCUUCCUCCUCUACCCCCGAGUCGACACCCUCUUCGAGACCAAGACUCCCGGCGGCCCCAGACGCGCCCAGAAACUCACAGGCCUCGACGGCCCUCCUCUCGGCCCCUACGCCCCCUUCAGCGAAGAAAUCCUCUUCAACGCCUCCCUCAAUCUCAAAGCUACCGAGAAAGACCUCUGGGAGAAACAGCUCCGAGACCGCCUCCGCCGCGACGCCUGCGAAGGCUGCAAGGUCCAAGACAGCCUCGCAGUUUCCUACCCCGGCGCCGGCGGCCUCGUCCUGCGCUGCGCGGAGUGCCGGAUCGACCACCGCUUCUACCACUUCUCGAACGCCCAGCUGGAGAACAAGAAGAACCGGAUCUGCAUCGCCGCCGAAGGCAGGCUCAAGCUCUGCCCGCACAAGAGCGUCCACCUCGUCACGAGGCCGUCUCAUUUUCCUCCAGGGGAGGCGAUGAAGUGGUUCGAGUGUCGAGAGUGCCCGGAGAUGCUGCCGGGUCCGGGACAGGAUUUCCCGAGAAUCACGAGCGCGGAGGAGGGCGAGCCCGCGUACGUCACUUGGAAGGUGACCGUGUGUACUCUUACGCCCGGCCAGGUCGUGACCAAGGCGCUCCUCCGCGAGUGCCUGAAGCGACUUCUGCCCUUCAGCGACGCCUUGUGUCCGCACGCGUCUUUUGAAGAUGGAUACCUCCUCCGACCUUUCGACUGGGACCGGUGCAUCUGUUUCAGAGAGCCCGCGACUCUAGAAACUGAAAAGCACAUCUGCGGCACUCACAGCCCUCCCGAACAUGACCGUGACAGAGUGGAAGGAUCCCUUCCGCCGGGCAAACACUGCUGCGCCUGUCUCAACCGCGAGAAAAAGGCGUCGGUGGGUCGGUCCAUGGCGGAUUCGACGGGGUUGGAGAAUCACAGGGUCCGGUGCCACAGAUGUGAUACCGAGUAUUCCUGGACUCUGGAGGGGGAUUGGAUAAUGCUGAGUGCCACGCGAGAUCUCAUGGAGAACGCUGUCAUUGUAGGGUCUGCAAAGUCGGAACGGGUUGGCUUGUCCAUGCCCGAGCAUGUUGAUCGGCGCAAAUGGAUACACGCGUUGGAUCCAAAGACGUUCGAGGGUAACAAGUACACGAGAGAGAUUCAUCGGUGCAAAAGGCGAAGUUGUAUUUCCAGCAAGGGCCUGUCCACAACCUGCCUGGACGACUUCGAAGUCAUAAGUCGCUCUUGGUACGGGAGCAACUUCACAGAUCGAAGCGGAUUGGUAAGGGGCUAG
Colletotrichum karsti is the source of this 1539-nucleotide messenger RNA. RefSeq lists its product as uncharacterized. Gene Ontology annotation, molecular function: protein binding. The coding region runs from base 1 to 1539 and encodes 512 amino acids. Lineage: Eukaryota; Fungi; Ascomycota; Sordariomycetes; Glomerellales; Glomerellaceae. The transcript has a single exon. The record is from RefSeq and is a predicted model, not a curated record.